Messenger RNA from Toxotes jaculatrix (banded archerfish), 5992 nucleotides. It is a transcript of the gene nhsl3, whose product is annotated as KIAA1522 ortholog. The transcript has 10 exons. Gene Ontology annotation, biological process: cell differentiation. The record is from RefSeq and is a predicted model, not a curated record. Bases 337 to 4962 code for a protein of 1541 amino acids. NCBI's taxonomy places the organism in Eukaryota, Metazoa, Chordata, Actinopteri, Toxotidae.
ACAUACACACAUGCUCCGCAAGGCUGUUCUCAGGCUGAGAGGAAAAGAGGGGAGCGGAGGAGACGACAGCACGUUCGCUGACUUUUAUUUUCAGCCUUUUUUCUCUCUUUGCAUCUCACCCCGUCUCUCUCAUUCCUCUGGUCUCAUUGUUGUCCCAGGUGGUGACAGACAGGAAAAACAGAGACACUGAGCGAGGCCGAAGAGGGACAGAGGGGUCCAUCAAACCCUGCACAGGAGCGGAGAUUUCAGAUCUUGAUACCUGUUUCCCACAGAAGACACACUGAGACACACAUAAGUGGAGUUAACGGGCCUUAGCUCCCAGGACCAACCUCCAGGAUGUCCCGGAGGAGGUCUACAGGCGACCUGGUGCCCAGGGACAUCACUGAGAUCUUAGCCCGGGAGGCGAGGGCUCAGCGUGGGCAGAGGAAGCCGGGAAGCUCCCUGGGGCAGGCCUUCAGCUGGUUAAAGGGGAGUCGAAGGAAGAAGAGCAUCGGCAAUGGACUGAACCGAACGGGUACUGGUGUGACGGAUGCCAAACUGGGACUUCAGAACCAUGACACUGCAAAAGCUGGACCAAAGGGUAAUGAAGACCAGAAGAGGUUGGCGGUCCACUACACGACCUCGCAGCACCUCCAGGAGAAUGUUUUCAUUGAGGGCAGCCGGCCACAGUACCUGGAAGACCUGCACACUGAGGCUCAGGAGGGUCUGAAGAUACUACAGCAGGAAGAAUACAAAAAUGGAGUGAACUUUCCUGACGAUGAAAGCAUUGCUUCCUCAGACACCCUCCGUCCAGAGCAGGAUAUCAGCUCCAAGGACGGAGGUGGCUCUCCGGAGCCGAGAUCCACCACAGGGAAUACUGAUGUCACAGUAACCCUGUCUGUGUCGACAAGGCCUGUUCUCAGCCGCCCAGGUUCUACAUUCAAGCCCCCGAAUCCAGUGAAAAGGUUAGAUAAGAGCAGGAAGAGGAGCAGGAGGACCACCAUCAUGGGUAUUCCCAACCAGGUCCAGAAAGAGCUUGCACUGCACAGAAGCUCCACCUUCCAGCCACUUGUUUCUAUCCAGCUCUCUAAUCACGAUGGACAGGUCACUGACAGCCAGUCUGGUGUAGUUAUCAUUCCUACGGUUGAUGGAGGGACUCCGGCAGUAAAUAAAGAGGGAGCGAGAGUGCACCUUUCAGAGCUGGAGGCAUCCAGAGAUGAACAUCUGCUUAGGAAGCACCUCCAGGCAAUGUACCAGGAUGAGCAAUCCCUCAACCACCAAGGCUUUGGCUCCCAUCCCUGCCCCACCUCCACCCUCAGACCCAAGUCUCUUGCAGUACCAGGCAUGACCACUUCCUCCUCCUUCUGUCCUACAACAAUGUUUAGCUUCCUCCAGGAGCCCCCGGGCCCAGUGAUGUCCAUAUCUCCUCAGGCCACUUACUUGUCUACAAUCAUCCCUAAUGCGGUCUUGCCAGCCUCUAUUGAAGUCAUAGAGAUAGACCGCAGCAGUAGCCGGACUCGUGGCAGCAGUGUCAACCAUGGCGGCAGUGUCCGCACUGUAAGCAAAAGCAGCCUGGCAUCCGGGGACUCAUCAGUCAGCCCUUUGUUGUCCAGAAGAUCAGAUGGUGACGGUUCCCAGACUGACCAUUCCCACAAUGACUCCACACCAAUGCCCACGUCGGCUUCAGGGUCAAACUGGAGCGAGUCACAGUCUUCAAAGACUAUUAUUUCAAACUCCUCCCCUGUAUCCUCUAAGGGGAGCACACACAGUGGUAACUCCCAGAGAGUGGGUCUCAAUGGUCAGGAAACCCAGCAAGAGCACGCUGGUGGAGAUCAAGACCUUGUCAGUCUACGUAGCUCAGUUAGCGGGAUUAGCAACAACAGUAAAGGUGAAAAUCUUGUUACAGGUCAAGGAUCUGAGUCUGCUGUAUCAGGGCCAGUGACUGUUGGGGAGGAUGCAAAGAACAAGCGCAACUUCAUUCGUAGUCUUUCGGUUAUGAAGACUAAGCAUCCUCCAGCACCUCCACGCAGAACAAAUUCUCUCCACAGUAAUAAGAUCAGGAGUAACUCCAGGGUUCUGGUGGAUAGCAAAGAUCUUAAUGACUCUUUGUCUGGAGAGGUGGCAACUGCUACAGAAAAUACUGCAGCAAAGGAUGAGAUUAAGUUGGACACUGGAGAUCCCAGUAAGAUAUCCACCCCUGUAUCAAACUCGCCUGGGUACAGCUCUCCAGAUGUUACCUCCAGUCCUCUGAGCCCCACACAGGCUUCUUCUAAAGAGGCUGGAGGGCCACCAGAACCCCAGUCAGGAUCCAGCAGCUCCUCCCCACAGAAAACUCCUUCAGAAGGUGGGAAAUUUGAACGGACCAUGUCUCCUUCCAGUGGCUACUCCAGCCAGAGUGGAACUCCGACACUUUCUCCAAAAGGUACCUCCCCAACUUCGCCAGAAAAACAGAAGAAGAAACCUGUCAAACCAGAGAGAUCAGUGUCUCGGGCCUCAUCCUCAGCAGCUUCUCCCUCCUCCUCUCUUACUUCCCUGUCAUCUGGUGCAUCUGAACCUGUCAAUCCAGAUGCUUCCACAUGCAGCCCUAGUCUUCAUCCACAGGGAACUUCACCCACUGUUACUGCAAAUGAACUCACACCAAAUAACAAUUAUUCAACUCUGAGAGUAGAUUUCAGAGAGCUGCUGAACAUCCCACCACCUCCCAAAGUCAAAGCACCAUGUCCUCCUCCUCCAGAGACAUGGGUCCACAACAAACGCACCUUUGAGCUCCUGUGUGGGCCCUGCCCCAAUGUCAGCAAAGAAACCCACAAACCUCCACAGAUAAAGGAAAGCACAGCUAAACAAGCAGGAACCCAAACCACAGCUGGAAAGGAGAUAAAAGUUUUAGAUGAAAAACAAACAACUAUAGACAAACCCAUCUUAGAAUUGUCAGAAAGCAAAGAAAAGCGUGAAACAUUUUUGGCAACAGAUCCUGAACAUGCCCAGAAGGAGCCAGAGGACGCAAAAGGUCCAGGAACUGAAACAGAGAGAGUGGAAGCAAGUUCAGAUGUUCAGAGACAAGAGCAGAGUAGUAUUCCUGUAGUGAAGGGCCCCAAGAAUCAAGAGACAACUCCAAAGAAAGAUCCCCCUCCUGUGAUGAAGAAACCGAUGACAAUACCGCACAGAGAGGAACUGGUGUCAACAGAGCAGUCUGCUGAGAGACAGCAAAAGGAAAUGAGUAGCAGUGCUACAAUAGAAGUUCAUUUAGCUGUUGAGAAUCAAACAACCUCUUCACAGAAUGGGGUUGUGGUUUUCGUUGAUAAAAAUGAGAAUGAGAUGGACAGAAGUGAGGCUCCAUCCGUGCAGACACUUUCUCCAGAAGUCCCCAAAGUUAAUAAGGUCUCGCCACCACCUACCCCUCCCCCGGCAUACCCCCCUACACCUCCUCCCUCAAGAAAGACACCUCCCUCGUCAGUAUCUACACCACCUGAUGAAUUACAGAGAGUACAGGAAGAGACCCACUUUGUGGAGUCUUGCUGGCCACCUCCUCCACCUCCUUUGGAAGGGGACUCAGUCUUUGAUGGAGGGGAUGAGGUAGACUUUCCUCCUCCUCCGCCACCUUUUGCACCAGACAGUGUGCCAGAUGUGAUUGACAGUUGUGUCAAACAGCUGGACAUCCUUAAUGAGUGUACCGUGGCUGCACAGGAAGUUGGAGAGACAGUUAAGGACUCAAGUGAUGCUGGGGCAUCUGUACAGGGACAAAAUCCAGAUUUGCCCGUUGCAAUUCUGCAAUCGGUUAUAUAUGACAACAAACCAGGGGUUGUUGCGCAGGUUUCAAAAGCCGACACAGCUGAUGAGAUUUCUUGCAGACCAGUGCAGAAUGUUUCAUCUCUUUCAGAUAGUUCCCCGCCUCCACCACUAGAGGCACCUCCUUUACCACCUAUUACACAAGCAGAGAACCCAGCAUCAGUCUCUGCUUUAGGUCCUUCCAGCUCUUUCCUGAGGCCAGACUCUUUGAAAAUUGGAGAUCAGUCUUCCUCUGGUCUUCCCGUUAGUGUCCAACCUCCAAUUCCAGUUCCAGUAGCUCCUCCUCUGCCAGCAGAGAAUUUAACCCAUGGGGUUACUUUCAGAAGGCAGCCAAGCCUAGCAAACCGAGACACCAGGAGCAAAGAGCUUCUUUCCCGCCACAAAAGUGCACCCAUUCCUAAAGAGGAUGCUAACAUACCUCUGGUCACACCCUCCCUGCUUCAGAUGGUUCGCCUCAGAUCAGUCAACAUGACUGAAGAUCAGUUGAAAGCUCCCACUGAGGACAAUCCAACAAACGAGGGAGCUCCAGUUCAGGAGAAUUGCCCAGUCUCAGUCCCAGGACCACAAAACAUUCCACAAAAGCCCAUCCGCAAGUCUCUGUCUCUAAAAUCCCCACCUCAGACAGUUAAACCAUCCUCUGUGACACUGAACACGCCUUCCAUGCGCUUACAGGAAGCCAUACGUAUGAAAACGGCAGCCAUGUCUUCAAGAGAUGGUCUUCCAUCCAGACUGGGUGUGAGAUCACCCCCUUACAGCUGUGUCAGUGAACCAGGAGCUCUGUCUAUUAAGUCACCUGAAGGAUACGACAUGCACAAGUCCCCAGCCUCCACAGCCAGCUUUAUCUUCUCCAGGAGCACAAAAAAGGUUGUCAUAGAGACUGCAGCUUCCUCCUCCCCCGAAGCUCAGGCAAGUCUGAAGCAAAGCCUGGCGACCGAGCUCAUGAAGGUGUCUGACCAAUCGAGGGCUGCCGCCUUCUCCAAUGGUGGCAUGAAGUUCGACAAAGUUCCUCCACCAGUAGCUAAGAAGCCGCAUGGCAGCAUCAGUCCUUCACAUCAUCAUCCUCCUUGUUCAGGAAGGAUGGAGAACAAUGCUGAAGGGAAUGGACCAACAGGAGGAGCACAGCAUACAAGAGGAAUAACACCUCCUGAGACAACAACUACAAGAGUGACAGCAGACACAAUUGAAACUCUGUUUUGAAAGGGCUUUUCGGUGAUGAACUGAGGACCAGGCUCAUGCCGGAGGAACAAGCAUAGACGACAAGCAAGUAAAAAAUAAAAAGGACAACUCACAGCAAGGACUGACUGACAUUACUGAGAGACGUGGAGCUCAACUAUCUGAGUGUUGUUGUGUGUUAAGUCUUCUCCAAAAGCCUUAGCCUGUUAAUGGCCUUCCUACAUAUUUAUGCAAAAAAAAAGAACAUGUCUCCCAAUUUCUUAUGAUAGCUUUAUUCUGGAGUAUUUUUCUAAGCUAUAGUUUAUCUCUUAUUAAGGCCCCUCAGGAUGAAAUGGUGUUCGUUGGCUUAACUGUAAAUAUUUGGCUUGUGUGAGAUCGCCUCCCAGAGGUUGGAUUAGGUAGUGGUCACUGCAGCUCAGAGUGUGAAGCUGUCUCAGCUGAGCGUUUCUGUACAGCAGUUAGUCUGCUUUUGUUUUUGUUGUAAUAUAAUACCUAAUUUUCAUGGCGAUUUAAGCAGUUGUCAGAAAAGGCUGACAACGGCAUACACUACAGCACAAAUCAGCAUUUUAUCACCUUCUUUGCUUGAAGAUCUGAGUAAAAGAAAAAGUAUGACACUCAUUGUUAGUCCUAGUCCUUUAAACAGAUCUGAAAUAGUAUUUGAGAAAAAAGGGAUGCUGCAUACUCACAAGAAUGAGAGAGAUGUUUUGUCAGUUAGGACAGAGGCACUUUUGUAAAGCUGCAGAUUGAAAAACCACAAGGACUCAACACAGACGAGCAUCUGAUUACAGCAGCUGCUAAAGUGUCAAUUAGAUGCUUCUACACAAUCCGUUUCUUGGAUAUAGUUAAGAGUCAAGCCAACACAUUCUAUGAAAUCUUUUUAGGAAACAGUAACACAAAUAUUUAUUUAUGUGGGAUUGUUUCCACUAGUAGCACUGUCACCUUUUCCUACCAAAUAUGAAAUAUUUAAGAGUCUAUUUCAUCUGAAAACCACUUUUAGGGCUAUGGAUGUGAAGACCAGCCCUGGACGAUUGAUACACUGGAGCAGACUUAGAGU